AAGAAGCAGAAAAAGCAUUUUUUUUGUUUACAGUUGCAAAGUGUGUUCUUUUUUACAGCAAGUGCUAAUGAUUAGUUUAGUUUAAAUAUAAAAUUCAAACAAAAAUAAGAAAUGGCUGCAUCACGCUCACGUCGUCACAAUGCGGGCAAUAAAAUAGCUAAACUAUUAGACGAAGAGGAAGACGAUUUCUACAAAACUUCAUAUGGCGGCUUUCAGGAUGAAGAAGACGACAAUGAAUAUGUCCAAAAAGACGAAGAGGAGGAUGUUGUGGACUCCGACUUUAGCAUUGACGAGCAGGACGAGCCCGUCUCCGAUCAAGAAGAGGCGCCCGACAAAAAACGCAAACGGGGUGGUGUCAAUACAAAAGCAUACAAGGUAACAUCAUUUUUUCAAUUAAAAACACAAAGUAUUAUUUUAUCCUGUUUACUGUGUAGGAACCUGCCAAGCCAACGCCUGUCAAAAAAGGACGCAAAACCCUCAACCACGCUGCACAAGAAACGUGCUGGCGGAGGCGUCGUAAAGCGUCGCGUGCGUCCACGCUUCACUGUGCAGGACUCGGGACGCAAGUCCAUUCGCACAUCGACUGCCAUUAAGACACAGGCGACUAAGAUACGGCUAAAGGAAUUGGAUGAUGCGCGCAAACGGAAAAAGAAAAAGGUACGAGUGGAGGAUUAUAUGCCCUCGCAGGAGGAGCUGCUGGAAGAGGCCAAAAUCACCGAGGAGGAGAACAUCAAGUCAUUAGAGAAAUUUCAAAAAAUGGAACUGGAGAAAAAAAAGACGCGACCCACGAAAAGGGUUUUCACUGGGCCAACAAUACGCUAUCAUUCGAUGACCAUGCCAGUGAUGCGUAAGCCAACUCGCACCACAACCUUUCCACAUGAUCCCAACGAUCCAGCCGCGAAAUGUGAGCGUACAUUCGUGACCAUCGAGAAUGAUUUCAAUGACAAGGCUUUCCAUGCAAUCUUCCGACCCAAACGAGUCCCCAAAAAUUCUAGUGGCAUCUGUCCCAUUACCAGAUUGCCGGCGCGCUACUUUGAUCCUGUCACCCAACAGCCAUACUACAGCAUACAGGCAUUUAAGAUACUUAGAGAGGCGUACUAUAUGCAACUGGAACAGCAGAGCAGCGGCAACGAGCCGCCAGAGUUGGCCAAGUGGAUGGAGUGGCGUAAACUGGUUAAAGAGAAUCGCCAGAAGGCGGCUAGCUCUAAAUUGAACAUAUUGAAGGAUUAGAUGUUGGAGUGCACUCUCGACUAAUAAUAAUUAGAGCCGUUCACAAUACUAAAUUGUGUGCAAGAAGAUUAAGCAGAUUGUUUUAUUAUUACCAAACAUUUCUCAUGUAUUUAUCUUUACUGAUUAGAACCACUUAAAUUAUUAUUUGCUUCCACAAAGGCUUACACUUCAGAGCGUGCACCGAAUAUAAAGAAAAUUAGUAAUGUAAGAAAUAAGUUUACAUUAAAAGAACUGUGCAUAAUUAUUGACUA
Messenger RNA from Drosophila nasuta, 1481 nucleotides. It is a transcript of the gene YL-1, whose product is annotated as Vacuolar protein sorting-associated protein YL-1. The transcript has 3 exons. Bases 112 to 1230 code for a protein of 372 amino acids. NCBI's taxonomy places the organism in Eukaryota, Metazoa, Arthropoda, Insecta, Diptera, Drosophilidae. The record is from RefSeq and is a predicted model, not a curated record. Gene Ontology annotation, cellular component: nucleus.